This is a messenger RNA of Scheffersomyces amazonensis, 3412 nucleotides long. It is a transcript of the gene PHO87, whose product is annotated as SPX domain-containing inorganic phosphate transporter. Gene Ontology annotation, biological process: transmembrane transport; polyphosphate metabolic process; phosphate ion transport. Gene Ontology annotation, molecular function: phosphate transmembrane transporter activity. The coding region runs from base 310 to 3255 and encodes 981 amino acids. NCBI's taxonomy places the organism in Eukaryota, Fungi, Ascomycota, Pichiomycetes, Serinales, Debaryomycetaceae. The record is from RefSeq and is a predicted model, not a curated record. The transcript has a single exon. Gene Ontology annotation, cellular component: membrane.
GGCCCACGUUGUCAAAGAAUUUAUUAACAAUUAAGGAAAAAGCAGUCACUUCAUACUAAAAUUUUUCUUAGUUAUUAGAAACUAUUCAGGAAAUCUAUCACACGAGGUCUUUCCAAAUCCACUUAGUCCCCUGGCAUUAAAGUUUUAUACUUUGGCAUAUUUUUUCUUAGGUACCAAGGCUUUAUCAGACCUAAAGAGGCUAUUUGUCGUACGACCGUUAACUAAAUUGAGUAGGACCCUAAUUAUUAUUGGUUGCAUCAAUCCUUAUCAUAAUUUUUUAGCUUUAACUAUUCGUAUAAUAUUAAAACUAUGAAAUUUUCACAUUCGUUAAAGUUUAAUGCUGUACCUGAAUGGCAAGAUAAUUAUGUCAAUUAUCCUGCUUUAAAGAAGGUUAUUUACAAAUUGCAACAAGAUCAAGUCAAUCUUGCAUCAAAUGCUCCAAAAGAUGGCGGAAUUCCAGUUGAAAAAAUAAACGAUACAACUGUAACUCAGUUAGUUGAUAAUUAUAAAUUUAAGAAAGUUAAAGGAACAAUUAUUAUUGAAGAUGAAAAUGAAGAAGAUGAACCUGAAGGUACUGCAAAUUCAAAAUUUAGACCAUCUCAUUUAAUUAAAAGAUUUAAGAAAUUAAAUUAUUCAGCUCCAAAACUCUCUGAAGUUGCAUCUACUGAUGAUGAUAUUGAAAAAUUUGCUGGUACAUCAUCUACUACUGGUAAUAGUGAAUUAAAUCUUGGAUCUAUUGAUAAGAACAAGCAAUCAUCUGUUGAAUCAUUCACUAUUGAAGCUGAUAAUUCUACUAUUAUUUCUUUCAAAUCUACAAGUAAUAAUAAGAAUGGUAACUACUCCGAUCCUUCAUCAUCAUCCUUUGAUCCAUUAAAGGUUUUUACCAAGGAUCUCUUAGUUGAGAUGCACAAAAUCAAUGAAUUUUAUGAAACUAAAGAAACUGAAGUUUUUAUUGCCUUUGAUAAUCUUAUUAAGGAUUUAGAAAGUAAUAAUGUUGAUAUCGAUGAUGUAUUUAGAUUUACUCAAGCUUAUAAUCUUGAAAAUCCAGAUGUUGUUAGUAUGGAUGAUCAUCAUCAAUAUCAUUUAAAAUCUACUUUAUCUAGAACUGUUACUAAUGCUUCUGUUUUUGAUCAUAUUAACCAUUUAGGUAAUGAUCAUGAUAAUCAUUUCUCAUCUGAUUUAGAAAAACAAGCAUUCAUUGCUGCAGAUUAUGAUGAUGAAGAUGAAGAUGAAGAAGAUGAUGACGAUGAUGAUCAUCAUAGUGAUGAUUCUGUUUUAUUAUCUCAUCAUGAUUUUAAUGUUAAGCAACAAUUGAAAAUUACUUUAAAGAAGAAAUCUGUUGCUUUGUUCAUUAAUAUCUCAGAAUUGAAGUCUUUUAUUGAAUUAAAUAAAGUUGGUUUUACUAAGAUUUGUAAGAAGUUUGACAAGAGUUGUAACUAUGCUAUUAAAAAUGAUUUUAUCAAUCAUUUCUUGCCAAAUAAUUCAAGAGUGUUCUUACCAGAAACCGUUGAAAACUUGGACUAUAAGUUAAACCACAUUGUAAAGGUUUAUGCUUUCUUAUCUGGAAAAUUGAACUCAAGAACUACCCGUGAAGACUUAGAAAAGAUUAAGGUUGAAUUAAAAUCACACUUAAGAGAUCAUAUAGUUUGGGAAAGAAAUACUGUCUGGAAAGAUUUGUUAUCAUUAGAAAAGAAAUCCUACAAUUUAGAACUUGAUGGUAAUGCUACCCAAGCUAAUAAAAUGGGCGAUGAAGGUCACCUAAAGAACAGUUUUAUGUACGUUAGAAUGUCAACUUACAAAUAUCCAUUUAACAUAAAGAUUUUUGGCCGCGAAACAUUUUCUGUCCCAACAUCUUUGUUAACUUGGCAAGUUCUUAAAUUAAUUAUCAUUAGUGCUGUAUUUGCUAUUUUAUUGACUGUUAAGACUUUUAAUGAUAAGGUUCAAGCUCGUUGUUUAGCUGUAUUAGCUACUGCAGCAAUGUUAUGGGCUUCUGAAGCAUUACCUCUUUUUGCAACUUCUAUGCUUGUCCCAUUAUUAUGUGUAACUUGUAAAGUUAUUAAGGUUACUGGUACUGAUACUCCAAUGGAUGCUGCUGAUGCUGCUACUUACAUUUUAGGUACUAUGUGGAAUUCAACUAUUAUGAUUUUGGUUGGUGGUUUUACUUUAGCAGCUGCAUUAUCUAAAUAUAAUAUUGCUAAGGUUAUUUCUUCUUAUAUUUUAGCAUUUGCUGGUACUAAACCAAGAAAUGUUUUAAUCUCAAUUAUGUCGGUUGCUUUAUUCUUAUCCAUGUGGAUUUCCAAUGUUGCAGCUCCAGUUUUAUGUUUCUCAUUAAUUCAACCAGUUUUAAGAACAUUACCAACUGAUUCACCAGUAUCUCAAGCAAUGGUUUUAGGAAUUGCAUUAGCUUCUAAUGUUGCAGGUAUGGCUUCACCUAUUGCUUCUCCUCAAAAUGUUAUUGCUUUAGAAUACAUGAACCCAAAUCCAGGUUGGGGUAAAUGGUUUGCCGUUGCUUUACCUGUUGCUAUCCUUGCUAUGAUUGGUAUUUGGGGUGAAUUAUGCUUAACCUUUAAAAUCCAUACUACUAAGCUUAAGGCAUACAAACCAAUUAGAGAAAAAUUUACAGUUAAACAAAUUUAUAUCAGUAUUGUUUGUAUUGCUACCAUUUUAUUAUGGUGUGUUAUGACAAAAAUUGAGGGUACUUUUGGUCAAGCAGGUAUUAUUACUAUUGUUCCAAUUGUUUUAUUAUUCGGUCCUGGUUUAUUAAAAGCCGAUGAUUUAAAUAACUAUCCAUGGAGUAUUGUCUUAUUAGCCAUGGGUGGUAUUGCAUUAGGUAACGCUGUUACUUCCUCAGGUUUAUUAGCUACUAUCGCUCAUGCCUUACAAGAAAAGAUUAUGGACUUUAAUGUCUUUGUUAUUCUUGUCAUUUUUGGUAUUUUAAUCUUGGUUGUUGCAACUUUUGUAUCUCAUACUGUUGCUGCAUUAAUUAUUAUUCCAUUAGUUAAAGAAGUUGGAGAAAAAUUACCUCAUCCUCAUCCUUUAAUUUUAGUUAUGGGUACUGCCUUAUUAGCUUCUUCAGCUAUGGGUUUACCAACUUCAGGUUUCCCUAAUGUCACAGCUAUCAGUAUGACUGAUGAAGUUGGUAAACCUUAUUUAACUGUUAACACCUUCAUUACAAGAGGUGUUCCAGCCUCUUUAAUUGCAUAUGUUGUUGUCAUUACUCUUGGUUAUGGUAUCAUGCAUUCAUUAAACUUUUAAAAGUUUAUUCAUUUUUGCUUAUUUAUUUUUGGUUUUAGCUCAUUUUUAGAAUCUUGGUUUGAGAUUCUUUGCAUCUUUCAUAUGUUUGUACACUAUUUAAAAUUAUUUUACUUGUUUUCUUAUGUUUUGGACUUUCAUCCCUCUGUGUAUAAUAGAC